AUGGUGAUGGGCAUGAUUGCUUGGAUGCGUUUUCGCACCACGCCGACGAUCACAACGAUCGAAACGAUGACGUAUCCGAUCUGGAACAUACCGUUCCCCGCGGUCACUGUGUGCAAUAUCAACAAGAUAGACCUCCGGAAGGCAAAACCAAUUAUCGAUCGUCUCGUACAGGAGUACGGAAUGAGUGAACGAAACGCGACCGGUUUACUAGUGGCCCAGGCAAGUCUGGUCAACUUUGAAGCAGUUGACACCAGCUACAUCGAGCUAGAAAUGUUCCUCGGACGCAUGGGCUGGAAUCCCGACACAUUGCUGCUCGAGCUAAACCAACCCUGCGAGGAGCUGAUCAAGGUUUGCUACUGGCUCGGUUCGGAGGUAGACUGUACGAAGGUUAUCAGCCGUACACGGAUGGACAACGGUUUCUGCUGUUCGUACAACGUAGACAUCACGAUGCAACCGCUCAUUGUGCAGCGGAACCGUAGCACCCUGGGAACUCCUUACCGUUCUAAACGAUUGUCGGGCGCAGGCCGCAACGUAGGGUUGUCCAUCCUGAUCGAUGUCCAACCGGACACGUACAUGGCACCGACCAAGUCGUACUACGGGGCUGAGGUGUACAUUCACGACUCGAACGAUUUCCCGUCGGAUGCGGACCUGGAGCAUGUGGCACAACCUGGGUGGGAUGUGAUCAUGUCCGUCAUACCCCUGCCGAUCGAGAGCAGCAGCACGAUGAGCCAGGUGCCGGAAAGUAUGCGCAACUGUUUCCUGCCGGAGGAGAGUGACUCACAACCGAGGGAUGUCUUCAAUCUCAACGUUUGCAUGGCCAAGUGUCGCCUCCGUACGAUACUGAAGCUGUGCAACUGCGUUCCGUUUUACUACGCGGAUUUAAACAUUGCAGAAGGGAAGGGUAUGGAGAUGUGUUCCCUGAAGAAUGUCGCAUGUUUGCAUUAUUUCAGAAGAUACUUUUACAGCUUGCGCACCGAGGACAGCUCGGACCCGGAAUUACGGGAUGUAGAAUUUGGAAUGGAUUGUGACUGUAAACCACCUUGCUCUGUGUUGAACUAUAACGUGCAGACGAUCGUGAGCGAGCGAAAGUCGAAAAGUUUCAACUCGGCAAACUUCGGAGGACGAAACGUGUCAAUGUACGCUACGCUCAACGUACACUUCAAGGAUAUUUACUGCGUUAAGUACAAGCGCGAUGCGUACAUGACGUGGGACUCUCUGGUGGCAACGUUCGGAGGCAUUUUUGGACUGUGUAUGGGCGGGUCGGUGCUCAGCAUUGUCGAACUGUUUUACUACUUCACGAUAAAACCAUUUACCCUGUACCAGUCGGGGAGCAAACGGAAGCGAACCGCCUCCAAUCGGAAGGUACUGGUGCAACCGUACGUGUCACGGUACGAUGGCGUAACGCAGUAUCCGGUGGGUUACUUUUCGCGCCGCAAUGUACUCGCAAGGGAACGCAGUGCUGGUAGGAAAAUGCCCAAACCGUGUGUUCCGGUGAAGAAAGCAACGAUUUCCCGCGAUCCCCAAUCGGACGUUAUUUCAUUCAUUUACUGA
Molecule: messenger RNA, 1551 nt
Organism: Anopheles marshallii
Lineage: Eukaryota; Metazoa; Arthropoda; Insecta; Diptera; Culicidae
Product: pickpocket protein 11-like
Exons: 6
Coding region: 1-1551 (516 amino acids)
Biological process (GO): sodium ion transmembrane transport
Cellular component (GO): membrane
Molecular function (GO): ligand-gated sodium channel activity
Source: RefSeq, a predicted model, not a curated record